Molecule: messenger RNA, 658 nt
Organism: Drosophila willistoni
Lineage: Eukaryota; Metazoa; Arthropoda; Insecta; Diptera; Drosophilidae
Exons: 4
Coding region: 56-658 (200 amino acids)
Source: RefSeq, a predicted model, not a curated record
AUAUGUUUGCGAGAUUCCUUAGACGGAAGCUAUUUUUUCAUACCGCAACUUCACCAUGUCCUUCAAUGACAUAACUUCAUCGGAAUUGAAUUAUAUUCCAAGUAAUAAUUUAACAACAUUGACAAACUUGAGGAUACCAGAGACCGGAAACCUCCAAAAUCUUUUACAAGACUUGGUAAAAGAAAUUAAACAGUUGAGGUCUGAGGUUUCUGAGAUAAAACUCUUAAAUUACGAUUUGAAAGCAGAAAUAACUGCUUUGAAAGAGUCAAAUAAACGGGGACUCUUAAAGUUGACGGAGGAGGUUGUCUCUGUUAAAAUGGAAAACAGAAAAAACAACUCAGAUUUUGAUUCUGAUGUCCUAUUUUCGGACAUCCCAAAACUUCCCCUCAGUGCUAUUAGUGAAGUAGCAGCAUUUGACGAGGAAGUGCAAAAAAAUGAGAGUCAACUUAGACAGUUCAAACAUCUAAUAUCGAAAGUUGGAGGAGAUGGGCCCACACAAUUUAUUAGAUCUGCGAUCAGAAAAGUUUUUUCGGACAAGGUAGCUUCCGAAUACAGCUGGAAGGGGACGAAAGUUAAACCCUCAGCAGAAAGGUGCUACAUUGUAUCCGUAAUAAAAAUAUUACUAAUGAAAAAUAUAAAUGCACGGACAAAGAGUUGA